Messenger RNA from Candoia aspera, 1842 nucleotides. RefSeq names its product proteasome 20S subunit alpha 2 (gene PSMA2). The transcript has 8 exons. Gene Ontology annotation, biological process: proteasomal protein catabolic process; ubiquitin-dependent protein catabolic process. Gene Ontology annotation, cellular component: proteasome core complex, alpha-subunit complex; proteasome core complex. Bases 81 to 785 code for a protein of 234 amino acids. The record is from RefSeq and is a predicted model, not a curated record. Lineage: Eukaryota; Metazoa; Chordata; Lepidosauria; Squamata; Candoiidae.
CUGCGCACGCGGGCUACGCUUCCAGCGCGCGCAGCCGCAGUGGCCAGAGCCGGCUGUGAGGAUCGGUAGCGCGUAUCAAAAUGGCGGAACGCGGUUAUAGUUUUUCUCUCACUACCUUCAGCCCUUCUGGAAAGCUUGUUCAAAUUGAAUAUGCUUUGGCAGCUGUUGCAGCAGGAGCCCCAUCAGUUGGAAUUAAAGCUGCAAAUGGUGUGGUACUAGCAACAGAGAAAAAGCAGAAAUCUAUACUGUAUGAUGAACGGAGUGUACACAAAGUGGAACCUAUUACCAAACACAUAGGCUUGGUAUAUAGUGGCAUGGGCCCUGAUUACAGAGUACUCGUUCAUAGAGCACGUAAAUUGGCUCAGCAGUACUACUUGGUUUAUCAUGAGCCUAUUCCAACAGCUCAGCUAGUGCAGAGGAUUGCUUCUGUGAUGCAAGAAUACACACAGUCUGGGGGUGUACGUCCAUUUGGAGUGUCAUUGUUAAUAUGUGGAUGGAAUGAGGGGCGACCAUAUUUAUUCCAGUCUGAUCCAUCUGGGGCAUACUUUGCAUGGAAAGCAACAGCAAUGGGGAAAAACUAUGUAAAUGGAAAGACAUUCCUUGAGAAAAGAUACAAUGAAGAUUUAGAGCUUGAAGAUGCUAUUCAUACUGCUAUUUUGACAUUAAAGGAAAGUUUUGAAGGACAGAUGACUGAAGAUAACAUAGAAGUUGGCAUCUGUAAUGAGGCAGGAUUUAGAAGACUCACUCCAACUGAAGUUAAGGAUUAUCUGGCCGCAAUCGCCUAAUCUGAGUUGAUGAGAACAUGCGAGCGCUCUCACUUUUUAACUUCAACCAUUUAAAUUGGUGGCUUCUGCACUCUUAUUUCUACUUUGUUAAUCCAGUAAUUUUUUUUAAAAGGGAGAAAUAUGGAUUCAUGUGCUACUGAAAUUUGGAAUUAGUUAACUUAAAACAUUAAACAAUGUACAAGAAUACAAUUAUUUACACAUUUUUAAUGAAAAAAAUCCAUAUAAAAGGUGGUAUAAUUUCUGAGUAAAUUUCCAAAAGACUUCAUUGUGCUAACUUCAAGUGUUGCUAAAAGUGCUUCAAAAUCCAGAUUUUGAGGCCAUUCAGUUAACUAAAGUGGUAAAGGCUCCAUAAAGCUUUGUAAAGUCAGAGCUGCAUGAGUAGAACUAGUAUGCAGGUUUUGUCAUACUGGAAAGAGAAUUUGUAAAGAAGAGCCGAUGACUUAUGUAUAUACUGAAGGCUUUUGGAAAGGUUUUCUUUUCAAAUGUGAACCAUUAAGAGGGGCAGGAAACCUGCCAAGCAUCUAGAGAAGUAUCUGUGGUACACUGGGCACCCCAGGUUUACUUUGGUCAUAGUUCUUCAGAGUUUCAUAUGGAUUCUUUACCAACCUGAAGUGGCCAGAUACUAAAUUUGGGACCUUCUGUAUAAAAAUCAGGGGUUCCACUGAUGAACUAUGGCUGUUCCCUUUAUCUUGGAAACCUUAGGUGAGCAUUCUGAACAGGAUAGCAGCGGAGUCUUUAAAAUUAUUUUGCAGUGGAGAUGGGAAGAAAUAGAUAUACUUGGCUGUGAUCUGGAGCAUCCUUUUGUUUUACUUGUUGAUUCACCCCUUUUUAAUAAAUACUUUUUAUAUAUAUUACACAAAAGCUCUCAGAACUGCAUGCUUUACCCUGACACUGCAGAUUUUGUGCUUAGUUGUACAUUUAAUUUAAAAAAAGGCUUGAGAGCAUGAGAACAGGUCCUAAAUAUACUGUAUUUUACAUACUGUAACCAAUUUCAUUCUCCCUCUAUAAUCUACACACCCCUAAAUAAAAAUCUACCGAGAAGUUAGAAGCUGAACUA